CGUGAAUUCCCGCUCCUCCUUUCACCACCGCCUCGAGGAGAAUCGCUUCCUCUGCAUACUGGCGAGGCGGAGAAGCAGGAAAGAGCUGCGUUUUCGGACAGACGAUCUGACACCGAGAGUGAGAGGGAGUCUGGCCGAGCAUCCCUCAGGAUGAAGAAAAGCAGGAGUGCACACGGGGUUACGCCAGGCGAUGAGAACAAGGAGCCCCCCGUGGGACAGUUCUCCACCGGCUGCACCCUCGGGGUCGAGGUGUGCAAAGUCCACAGGCGGUUCUCUGGCAACCUGCAGCUGCCUCCGUUGUCAUGGCGACAGGCAGAAAAGGAGAGCUACAGGACCAGGCCGCUCACACCAGAAGAAGAUCCGGUGACCCGAACCAGACCCACGAGCCUGCCCAUCGCCUCCCUGCCUCGCAUCGACAUCACGCAGGCCGACCCUGACAGCUUUGAAGUGGAGAAUGGCCCGUCGUUGUGCUGCAGUCCUUCAGACCCGCAGGCGUCCCCCGGUUCUGGUCUGGUUCUACACCCCAACCUGGCGGGCCACGGCCAGCGCCGAGAGUCCUUCCUGUACCGCUCGGAUAGCGACUAUGAAUUGUCCCCAAAGUCCUUGUCUAGAAACUCUUCCAUUGUUGGAGAAUUGCAUGGAGAGGACUUGAUUGUGACUCCAUUUGCUCAGGUUCUGGCCAGCCUUCGGACUGUUAGGAACAACUUCACCACCUUGACAAACGUGCAGUGUGCAUCUAAUAAGAGGUCUCCUGCUGCAAAUCAGCCCUGCGCCACCAAAGUCUGUCUGUCUGAUGAGUCCUACCAGAAGCUGGCUAUGGAGACCAUGGAGGAGCUGGACUGGUGUCUGGACCAGUUGGAGACCAUCCAGACCUACCGGUCUGUCAGCGACAUGGCCUCUAACAAGUUCAAGAGGAUGCUGAACCGGGAGCUAAGCCACCUGUCUGAGAUGAGUCGCUCAGGCAACCAAGUGUCAGAGUACAUCUCCAACACCUUUCUAGACAAACAGAAUGAGCUGGAGCUUCCGUGUCCAGUUCCAAAGUCGAGGGAAAGGAAGAGGAGGCAGGGCCAGCAGCAGCAACAGCAGCAGCAGCAGCAGCAGCAGAGCGGGAUGAUGACACAGAUCAGCGGGGUGAGGAAGGUCAGCCAUACGUCCAGCAUCUCUGGAAGCAUCCAAAAUCGCUUCGGGGUCAAGACAGACCAGGAGGAGCUGCUGUCGAAGGACCUGGAGGACAUCAACAGAUGGGGACUGAAUAUCUUCAAAGUGGCUGAACACUCCCACAACCGGCCGCUCACAUGCAUCAUGUACACCAUCUUUCAGGAGCGAGACCUGAUGAGGACGUUCAAGAUUCCGACAGACACCUUUGUGACGUUCAUGCUGACCUUAGAGGGCCACUACCACUCCGACGUGGCCUACCACAACAGCCUGCACGCCGCCGACGUGGCCCAGUCCACUCACAUCCUCCUGUCCACUCCCGCGCUGGAUGCCGUCUUCACUGAUCUGGAGAUCUUGGCGGCCAUUUUUGCUGCGGCCAUUCACGACGUGGACCACCCAGGAGUGUCCAACCAGUUCCUCAUCAACACCAACUCUGAGCUGGCUCUGAUGUACAACGAUGAGUCAGUGCUGGAGAACCACCACCUGGCCGUGGGCUUCAAGCUGCUGCAGGAGGACAACUGCGACAUCUUCCAGAACCUCACCAAGAAACAAAGGCAGACGCUCCGGAGGAUGGUCAUAGACAUGGUUCUGGCGACCGACAUGUCGAAACACAUGAGUCUGCUGGCCGAUCUGAAAACGAUGGUGGAGACCAAGAAGGUGACCAGCUCCGGUGUCCUGCUGCUGGACAAUUACACGGACAGGAUGCAGGUUCUGCGUAACAUGGUCCACUGUGCCGACCUGAGCAACCCCACCAAGCCUCUGGAUCUGUACCGGCAGUGGACCGACAGGAUCAUGGACGAGUUCUUCCACCAGGGAGACAGAGAGAGGGAGAGGGGGAUGGAGAUCAGCCCCAUGUGUGACAAGCACACCGCCUCAGUGGAGAGAACUCAGGUUGGCUUCAUCGACUACAUCGUCCAUCCUCUGUGGGAGACGUGGGCUGACCUGGUCCAUCCCGACGCCCAGGACAUCCUGGACAUGCUGGAGGACAACAGGAACUGGUACCAGAGCAUGAUCCCACAGAGCCCGUCUCCUCCCUUCUACACCAGCGACGGAGAAGGAGGCCCACACGGGCAGGUGGAGGGGGGACCCGUGGCGAGUAAAUUUCAGUUCGAACUGACGCUGGACGACCAGGACGGACAGGGUGAAGACGGCGGCAUGAUGGACACAGCCGAGGGAUGCGACGACGUGACGCUCCGAGAUCAUCCCUCCGACGAGGACAGGGUAGAAAUGACGACGCGCGACGUCUCCCCAGCGGAAACAUAGCUGAACUGGUGGUGCUUUUGGAGCUGCAGCAGCAGAUUUUGCUGAUUUAAUUUUUUAUUGCAGUGGAGAAAUCCUGCAAUCUGGAGCUGCCUGGCUCAGAGGGCCUGACUGACUGUGGGGCAGCCCUGCAAACGAGGCUUGGAAACCCUGCGGCAGUUUGUUUUUGAGCCCCCAAGAAGGGAGCCUGAAGAGUGUAGCCUCUGUUCUUUAAAGAAGGGACGACUGUGAGGCUGAGCUGAAUCUGGGUUCUUCCAGACAAAGAAUGUGAAGUGGACGGUAUGAAUCCGUGUACUGGGACAAGGAACAAUUCCAAACUUGCACUUCAGGACAUUUUUUUUUUUUGUUCAUUUAGAUUCUUUGUAAUGUGUCAAGCCUGGAUACCAUCUGGUCGUGUCCAACCAAAACUACUGGUCAACCAAGUAGUUUUUUUUUAACACUUGUCUAAGAAAAAGUUGUGUGCCUUUUCUUUUUCUUUUUUUUCUUUUUACAAUCGUGUCUUUUUGUAAGCGUUUUUAUAAUUUAUUGAGCACAUUCAUGUAGCUGUAAAACGUGUCCAGUUUUCUACAGAGAGGACACACUCGUCUCACACAGUCUUCCUAAUGUUCUGGCAAUAGUACAAGCUCGUUUUCACAAAAGUGGAUGUAUUUCUAAAAAUCAGUUGACUUCCCAGCACAAUUUGCACUUUGUGGCAUUCGGUAAAACGAAGAGAGCGUGGAAACCAUCAGUAGACAUCACCGACACGUCAAACCAAAUAAUGAUUUUAGCAGAUUCAUCCAAAUAUUUUUUCCCAAUAAUUCAUUUGAAUGAAAUAAUUUUGUAGGUCCUUCAAAGUCCAAAAACAUUUUGUAUUCCAAAAGGAAAUCUUGUAAAGAAAGCACUUUGAUGAAUUCACUGCCACCUCUCAGUCGCUGCUGUGACAAGUCAGACUUCCAGAGAUCAGAUCGAUUCCUCACGUCUUCCUGCAGCCCGUCGGAGAGUUCACACAGCCGACUAUAUCCCCCCCUCCGCCCGACGUCAUCCCAGAUAAAGUUUUAAAAUCCCUCCUUUUGCCCCGAGCUCUUCCACGUCGGAAAAACUGUUCCCACUCUGUAAUUCCCCCCGUUCUCAUCCGCUCACACACACCUGUUGUGGUUAACAGCAUUCCGUUGUCGUGAAUACGCUUCACGCCCGUUUGAACGACUGUGAGACUGUGUGCACACGUUGAACGGACACCUGUUAGUGAUAGAAGAAUCGUGUCUCCUAGUUUUUAUUGCAGCACUUUGAAUACACGUCGACAGUUCUGCAGCUGGUUGCUGAUCUGUCCAACACUACCUGUAAGGUACCACGUCGUAUGUAAGGGGGAUCAAUGAGGGGAGGUCAUGACAUGAUGUUCCUCUCCCGUGUGUGUGUGUGUGUGUGUGCGUGUGUGUGUGUGUGUGUGUGUGUGUGAGUGUGCGUGAGUGUGUGUGUGACUGUGUGUGUGUGUAUAUAUGGUCACAGUCGCACAAUCUUGUUGCACCCAGCUGUGUUGUGCCGACCCUGAAGCUGUUUGUAACAGUGUAUUUAUUACCUUCUCCUUGUAUAUGAUAAUAUUGAUCGAUAAUAUUCACUGUAUAUUUGGUAUUAUUUAUAUGCACUACCACGUGUCAAAUCACACUUUUGACUGAACUCGUCUGGUGGUUCGUCUGUUUUCGGCGAGGCUAUUUUGCUAAAGGACCAUAACGUGAAGUUAUGCAGGUCGUUUUUGACAAUUUAAAAAAAAUGUUUGAAAUUUCCAGCCACAGAUGUUUGUACAGAGUAAACCAACAACGCCUCACGUGAGGUGCAGCAGAAGCUUUUUAAGUCUUUGGUUCCUGGCGGAUUACGAAGGCUGGAUAUUUACUGGAGCAUCUUGUGUACGGUGACGGGUCAUUGUACAGCGAUAGGAAUAUUUGCUGAAAUAUAUAGCAUUGUUUCAAAUGUAUUUUUUCAGUGUUUUCCUCACAGUAUAUGGUAAAAUGGUGUAUGUUGUGCUCAACAAAUGUUUUCUAUCAGAUUAUUAAAAUGGGCAUGUAUAACAGAA
Messenger RNA from Stegastes partitus (bicolor damselfish), 4459 nucleotides. RefSeq names its product cAMP-specific 3',5'-cyclic phosphodiesterase 4B. Gene Ontology annotation, molecular function: 3',5'-cyclic-nucleotide phosphodiesterase activity. The transcript is spliced from 17 exons. The coding region runs from base 151 to 2418 and encodes 755 amino acids. NCBI's taxonomy places the organism in Eukaryota, Metazoa, Chordata, Actinopteri, Pomacentridae. The record is from RefSeq and is a predicted model, not a curated record. Gene Ontology annotation, biological process: signal transduction.